This is a messenger RNA of Saxophila tyrrhenica, 1233 nucleotides long. RefSeq lists its product as uncharacterized. The record is from RefSeq and is a predicted model, not a curated record. The transcript is spliced from 4 exons. Bases 1 to 1233 code for a protein of 410 amino acids. Lineage: Eukaryota; Fungi; Ascomycota; Dothideomycetes; Mycosphaerellales; Extremaceae.
AUGGCGGAACCCGACAACGAGUUCCCGCAGUAUCGCGAUGGUGACGUCCACAUCAUCAUCAACGGCUCACGCCAGUACAUCUUGCACAGCCAGCUCCUCCGCACCCACAGCCCGGCGAUGCGCAAGCUGCUCGGAGGCGACCACGGCCCACAAUUGUCAAGCAAGGCGAUCAAGAAGGGGAUUACGGUCCGCUACCGCCUCGAGCUCGUCGACAAGGCGGAAGGUGAGGACGAAGAUACCGAUACAGCGACUGAGGGUGCCAAUCUGAGCGUGAAGCUGGCGCCUGUACAAAUGAACGGCGAAGGGAGACCUGCCGAUGGCCGUGGCAUUCGCCUUGAUCUGGAGAACGGGCUUGAGGUCGAUCCCAUCCACGAGGCCUACAGCACCGUGCUUGGUGCGCUCUACGGACGUGCGGUCAGCCUGGGUGCUUUCGGAAACGACACGCUAGACAACAUGCUCAGCAUGGCGAUCAACGUCCACGCAGUCGCUGCAGAGCUAGGUGUUGUCAACCUCAUCACCAAGCCGAUCGAAGCCGACCUCAAUUCUCACGGUCAGCUCCUCUAUCGCUCCAUCUCCGACAAGCCAGGCCCAUGGCUGGUCUUUGCCCUCCAAAUCCGCUCCCGCCUCAUCUUCCGCGAAGCCCUCAUCCACGCCAUCGGCCAGUACCACACGGACAACAUGCAGUUCAUGAUCAACAAGGACUUCUUCUCCACACCCGUGCUCAACCUGAUGACGAAGAAAUACACCAUCCUGCUGGAAGGGCUCAAGACGGCGCAGAUGAAGAUGCUCUCCUACUACCCGCAGAUCCUGCACCGCCACCUCACCGUCGGCCUCGCGGACCGCGACAACAUCGGCCGCGGCUCCUACAGCAACGACAUCUUCGCCUGGAUGGCGCUCAACGCCUUCCGCCACUACAUUGCGCAGAACGUCGCUGCGGACUGCACGCAUCAUGACAAGGACAUGGGGUACGAGUUCAUCCAGAUGAUUGCGAAGGGUGGGGAGGAGUACAUGCGGAAGCCGGAUCUGCAGACGUUCUAUGGGCUGUUCCCGAUGACGGGGAAGGGGCAGGUGGUGUUUGAGAAUCACAUCGAGAAUACGAAGGAGCAUUGUCGUUCGUUUGCGCAGGACUUCAUGGUCAACACCACCCACCUGGACAUCAAGACGUACCCGUCGAAGCAUUUCACGUGCACCAAGGUGGACUGGGAGGACUUGAAGGUGGUGGGCACUCAGUAA